CAAGAAUUGUUAUGCAGACGUGAUUGGAAAGAUUGUUGCCCGAACCAAGAUUCAAACAAACUUAAUCAAGGGCAGAGAGCACAAGUUUAUGGAAGUUACUCUAGAAGACCAUGAGUAAGCUAAAAUAUUAUACAAAAUAUCAGCGGUUAAUUAAAUUGAAAUAAUAGAUUCUAAUUUGGUCCCCGUUAUGCUACUAUAGGGGGAAUCGUAUGGGAUGCACCCUGUGGGGGGAAUAUGUUGAUCAAUUUCUGGGAUGUUUGACCCAGAAUGCCCAUGAGCCGGUUGUCAUGCUGUUGAGUUUUUGCCACCCAAGGCGUUAUAGGGGUGCUGUCACUGUCUCUACUGCGUUUCAUGUUACAAAGAUGCUGUUCGAUGGUAAUUCUGAUGAGGUCACUGAAUUUAGAGCCAGGUUACCUCCACAGGUGGACGAAGGUAGUAUCGUUCUAAGCGGUGGAGCAUAUGGGGAAGAAGGUGUUGUGAAGACUACCACAAUCAAGGCUCUAUUGGACACCACAAAGCCUGGCCCCUACUGGGUUGUUGGGAACAUAGCAUCGAUUCAUGACUCGGGUGACUGGUGCUACUUAGGGUGCACUGAUUGCAACAAAAAGGUCAUUCCUGAUGGGGAUAAAUUCAGGUGUUCAGGUUGUGACUUUACCAUGCCGCACGGAGUCUACAGGUUCAAGGUCAAUGUUCGAGUAUAUGAUUCGACUGGUCAUGCUUCGUUCAUACUCUGGGAUCUGGAGUGCACGGAACUUUUGGGUGCAAGUGGGUUUCUACUAAGGCAAAUCAUGCUCGAGAAAGAGAUGGACCCGAAUUUCCUCCCUGCUGAACUUAAUCGGUUGCUUGGUCUACGAGGGUUGUUUCAUAUUCAAGUGAAAUCCGAAGAGGGGAGUCAACACUGGACUGGACCAAGAGCGUUUGGAGUUAGAUCUUUGGUCACAGAUUCAAAGAUCUUGAGCAAAUAUGAAGACUUGAGUGUUGUCGAAGAUGAAGGAAUUGAUGAAGAAAGCGAAGGAUUGUGGGCAUCUCUUGAGGAUUUGAUUCAGAAAGUUCAUGAAGUGGUUGGUUCGAGUGAUCCAAGCUCCACCCAGAGUGUCAACAACAAGUCGAAAAGAAUUGGUGAGUUUGUCAAAAAUGACUCGGUGAAGAGAGAGCUGUUUGAUGAAUCAUCUACUAAUGAGGCCAAGAAAACCAAGAAGGAUCCCGCCAGCCUGUGAAGCUCCAUGAAGUGUUGUUAGUUUUAACCACCUUUAACCACCUUUGUUAUUUUUGUUAGUUUUUGUUUUUUGUUGGUUUCAAAAGGUGGUAUGUAAUUCCUAGGCGAUGUCCUAGAGUACUCUAAAUUUGUCUUUUGUCGUCAUUUUCUACUCUAAUUAAUCAAGAAUUACGUUAGUC
This is a messenger RNA of Cuscuta campestris, 1395 nucleotides long. The record is from the annotation of a GenBank genome assembly. Lineage: Eukaryota; Viridiplantae; Streptophyta; Magnoliopsida; Solanales; Convolvulaceae.